Molecule: messenger RNA, 2423 nt
Organism: Cucurbita pepo subsp. pepo (vegetable marrow)
Lineage: Eukaryota; Viridiplantae; Streptophyta; Magnoliopsida; Cucurbitales; Cucurbitaceae
Product: vacuolar protein sorting-associated protein 45 homolog
Biological process (GO): vesicle-mediated transport
Source: RefSeq, a predicted model, not a curated record
CAUUAGUUUUCAAAGAGAGUGGAAGAGUGAACGAAACGGUGCGUGUUGGAGAUCAUCGAAACUAAUCGGCAACUUACCAACUGACGAUCGAAUUUGGGUUUCUUCCCUCGUCGGUCGUCGCAGAUCUGAGACUUUCCGUCCUAAUAUCGCCGAAUCUGCUCGCUAACCACUACAGUUGCCGUGUUUGGUGUCGGGAUCAGGACUGUUUAUUUGAAGGAUUUCGAGCUAAAAAUGGUGCUGAUAUCGGUCGUUCGGGAUUAUAUCAACAAGAUGUUGCAGGACAUCUCCGGCAUGAAGGUUCUCAUCCUUGAUUCUCAGACGGUCAGUGUUGUUAGUGUGGUGUACUCACAGUCGGAACUUCUUCAAAGAGAAGUUUUUUUGGUUGAAUUGGUAGAUACUAUUUCUAUGUCAAGAGAAUCCAUGUACCAUCUUAAAGCGGUUUGCUUUCUCAGACCAACAUCAGAGAAUGUACAGCUUUUGCGUCGUGAGCUGGCUAAUCCUAGAUUUGGGGAGUAUAAUCUCUUUUUCUCCAACAUUUUGAAGGAAACUCAGAUUCAUAUACUUGCUGAUUCAGACGAGCAGGAUGUUGUCCAGCAAGUUGUGGAGUUUUAUGCGGAUUUUGUGGCCAUUGAUCCAUAUCAUUUCACUUUAAAUAUGUCAUCAAACCAUAGAUACAUGAUCCCGGCAGUUGUUGAUCCUCCAAGUUUGCAACAUUUCUGUGACCGAGUUGUAGAUGGCAUUGCAGCACUUUUCUUGGCCUUAAAACAAAGACCUGUUAUUCGGUACCAAAGGACUUCUGAUAUUGCCAGGAGGAUAGCACAGGAAACAUCAAAACUUAUGUAUCAGCAAGAAAGUGGUCUGUUUGAUUUUCGAAGAAUGGAAGUUUCCCCUUUGUUGCUGGUAAUUGAUAGGAGGGAUGACCCGUUGACUCCCCUGCUGAAUCAAUGGACUUAUCAGGCAAUGGUUCAUGAAUUGCUAGGUAUUCAAGACAAUAAAGUGGACUUGAAAAGCAUUGGGAAGUCUUCAAAGGACCAACAGGAGGUUGUGCUAUCAUCAGAGCAAGAUUCAUUUUAUAAAGCUAACAUGUAUGAGAAUUUUGGAGAUAUUGGGAUGAAUAUCAAGAAGUUGGUGGAUGAUUUCCAGCAAAUUGCCAAAAGUAACCAGAACAUACAAACAAUAGAGGACAUGGCCAAGUUUGUUGAUAAUUAUCCAGAGUACAGAAAAAUGCACGGCAAUGUUUCAAAGCACGUGACAUUGGUGACAGAAAUGAGUAAAAUAGUAGAGGAGAGAAAGCUUAUGUUAGUUUCACAGACAGAACAGGAAUUGGCUUGCAAUGGUGGGCAAGUGGCUGCUUUUGAGGCUGUAACAAAUCUUUUGAACAAUGAGAAUAUUUCUGAUAUAGACCGUGUGCGCCUAGUUAUGCUGUAUGCCUUACGGUAUGAGAAAGAGAGCCCUGUUCAACUGAUGCAGCUUUUCAACAAACUGGCUUCUCGUUCUGCAAAAUAUAAAACUGGGCUUGUCCAGUUUCUUUUAAAACAAGCUGGUGUUGAUAAGAGAACGGGUGAUCUUUAUGGGAAUCGAGAUCUUUUGAAUAUUGCUCGUAACAUGGCUCGUGGAUUAAAGGGGGUUGAGAACGUGUACACUCAGCAUCAACCUCUUCUGGUCCAGACCAUGGAAAGUAUAAUCAAAGGACGAUUGAGAGAUAUGGACUACCCGUUUGUUGGGAAUCACUUUCAGCAAGCAAGGCCCCAAGAAGUCAUCAUUUUUAUUGUAGGUGGGACAACGUAUGAGGAGUCACGUGCUGUAGCUUUACAAAACGCAACUACUUCUGGAAUACGUUUUAUACUGGGUGGUUCUGUUGUUUUAAAUUCUAAGAGGUUUUUGAAGGACUUGGAAGAAGCUCAGCGUAUAUCUCGUUCGAGCGCCUCUGUGAUUUAAAGCUCAACAGAUCUCGCAAACUAACAAAUCCGAUUAUGGGAGGUUUUCAUUUAGUUGCUGCCAGUUACACUACAUGAUUGCAGAUGAUAGAAGAAGGAAGAGGGAGUCCUGGAAUAUGCUUUACCAUUAGAAUCCCAAGGUCCCAGCCUCAGUCUCAGAUGUCAUUGUUCGUUACCAAUUUUCUCAAGCGUUCAACAAUAAACAGGGUUAGGAGCUAGCAAGUGAGUUAAAAUUUUCUUCUCAUCAUGUUAGAACAAAUGUCCCACUCGUGGCGUAUAGAAAAAUAUUCCAUUCUUUUUGUAUAUUUGGAAGCAUGAAAGUCUUGCAGAUGUAGAGUACACUAUUUAGAGGUAUGCCAUAUAUAUAUAUAUAUAUAGCACACUAUACGCUUUCAUAUCCUAGGUCAGUUGGGAAAGUUAACAGAGAUUAUGUAGAUUAUGUUCAGAAGAUCUUUAUUCAAAAUCCCAGAUGUAUUAUUUUCUUCU